AUGACGGCAGCGACCGGCAAGGCACAUUUUUUCGGGAGCCGGAAAAUCCUCCAGAACAGGCGCGGGCGCAGGGAAGGGUGUAACGACAGGCGCGCGGAAGGGUGCAAUGACGGGCGCGGGGAAGGGUGCAGUGACAGGCGCGGGGAAGGGUGCGGGAGUAGAGGAGCGGGAACAGGGAAGGGGAAGGUUUCGCCGGGAACGGGGACGGGCGGGAAGAAAGGAACGGGGACAGGCGCAGGGAAAGGAACGGGAACGGGCGCGGGGAAAGGAACGGGAAAGGGAAAGGGAGCGGGCGCAGGGAAUGGAACCAGGACGGGCGUGGGGAAAGGUACGGGGACAGGCGCAGGGAAAGGAACGGGAACGGGCGCGGGGAAAGGCACGGGAAAGGGAAAGGGAGCGGGCGCGGGGAAUGGAACCUGGACGGGCGCGGGGAAAGGUACGGGGACAGGCGCAGGGAAAGGAACGGGAACGGGCACGGGGAAAGGUACGGGGACGGGCGCGGGGAAAGGUACGGGGACGGGCGCGGGAAAAGGAACAGGAACGGGGGCGGGGAAAGGCACAGGAAAGGGAAAGGGAACGGGCGCGGGAAACGGAACCAGGGCGGGAGUGGGGAAAGGAACGGGUUCGGGCGCCGGGAAAGGAACGGGGACGGGCGCGGGGAAAGGAACGGGGACGGGCGCGGGGAAAGGAACGGGGACGGGCGCGGGGAAAGGAACGGGGACGGGCGCGGGGAAAGGAACGGGGACGGGCGCGGGGAAAGGAACGGGGACGGGCGCGGGGAAAGGGACGGGGACGGGCGCGGGGAAAGGGACGGGAACGGGCGCGGGGAAAGGAACAGGGACGGGCGCGGGGAAAGGAACGGGGACGGGCGCGGGGAAAGGAACGGGGACGGGCGCGGGGAAAGGGACGGGAACGGGCGCGGGGAAAGGAACAGGGACGGGCGCGGGGAAAGGAACGGGGACGGGCGCGGGGAAAGGAACGGGGACGGGCGCGGGGAAAGGGACGGGAACGGGUGGGGGAACAGGGACGGGAACAGGUGGGGGGAAAGGAACUGGGACGGGCGCGGGAAAGGGAACGGGGACGGGCGGGGGGAAAGGGACAGGAGCGGGUGGGGGGAACGGUAAGGGGAGCGGCGCAGGCAAGGGGAAUGGGACGGGGAGUGGCGCAGCCAAGGGGGGUGGGACGGGGAGUGGUGCAGGCAAGGGGGGUGGGACGGGGAGUGGCGCAGGCAAGGGGGGUGGGACGGGGAGUGGCGCAGGCAAGGGGAAUGGGACGGGCAGUGGCGCAGGCAAGGGGAAUGGGACGGGGAGCGGCGCAGGCAAGGGGAAUGGGACGGGGAGUGGCGCAGGCAAGGGGGGUGGGACGGGGAGUGGCGCAGGCAAGGGGGGUGGGACGGGGAGCGGCGCAAGCAAGGGGGGUGGGACGGGGAGUGGCGCAGGCAAGGGGGGUGGGACUGGGAGUGGCGCAGGCAAGGGGGGUGGGACGGGGAGUGGCGCAGGCAAGGGGGGUGGCACGGGGAGUGGCGCAGGCAAGGGGGGUGGGACGGGGAGUGGUGCAGGCAAGGGGGGUGGAACGGGGAGUGACGGAGGCAAGGGGGGUGGGACGGGGAGUGGCGCAGGCAAGGGGGGUGGGACGGGGAGUGGCGCAGGCAAGGGGGGUGGGACGGGGAGUGGCGCAGGCAAGGGGGGUGGGACGGGGAGUGGCGCAGGCAAGGGGGGUGGGACGGGGAGUGGCGCAGGCGAGGGGGGUGGGACGGGGAGCGGCGCAGGGAAAGGGAAUGGGAGCGGAGGGAGUGGAGGGGGCGGAGGGGGCGGAGGGAGCGGUGGGGCCAGAGGGAGCGAAGGCGGAGCAGCAGGCUCUGAAGGCCAAGCGACAGGCGGUGUGGCUGGGUCUGACCUGUCACUGGAGCAGCAGGCUAGGAUUACUGAAGUUUAA
This is a messenger RNA of Closterium sp. Naga37s-1, 1935 nucleotides long. The record is from the annotation of a GenBank genome assembly. NCBI's taxonomy places the organism in Eukaryota, Viridiplantae, Streptophyta, Zygnematophyceae, Desmidiales, Closteriaceae.